AUGCCUGAAGGAAACGCAGCAGCAGGCGGCGCGCCUGCUGCUCGGCAAGAGGAAGGUGGCACCUCCCUCAUGUCUAGAAUAGGAUGGGGCCUUGCAAUGUAUAUGGGAAUGCAAUUCCUCAUGAAGCAGUUCGUGCCAGCCGCACCGCAGAGCAAGACCGUCACCGACGCCUCGGGCCAGACGGUCCAGGUCCCUGCCAACACCGCCGACGUUCCCCCAUAUGCUCUACGGCCCAAGACCCUAGAUGAAGGCGCCACUUGGAAUCCUGUCCCGCAAAAGGUGGCACCGAUAUGGCCCGACGACAGCGUGGUCGAUAUCAUCAUCACCCUUUCCGACUCUGUCAAGCCCACCCCACUCAAGGAUACUCCCGAGGACAUGCUGGUUUUCAAGGAGCAAGAGUUCAAGAUUGGCAACUGGAGCGAGAAGCGUUCCAUCGACACCACCAUCAACGUUCCCGAGGCUGUUCAGAACAAUGGAACCCUCUGGGGACACUUCUACAUUGGCCUCCACGGUGACUCGCGUCUUGAUCCAACUCAGCCAGGCUACGAUCCGGCCAAGGCCUACUACUUUGUCUACCCGUUCACCCAGCACAUUCCGAGGAAAAAGGUCAAGAAGAUGCACAACCUGCUCGAAACCAAGAACAUGACCGAGGCAGAGCAGGUUGAGGAAGAGGAGGCUGGUACUGUUGUCGUCGGCAACUACUAUCAUCCCAACACCUCCUUGUCCUUCGUCCCUGGUGCUGGCACUAUCAUGUACCCAACCGCCAAUGGUGCCGUCCGUACAUUCCUCCAUCUUGAGCCUACAGGGGCCCGUGAUGGUUCCGGUCAGAACUCGUGGUACUACCCCAUCUUGUUCGCCAACGGCUUUUGGCAGCUGAAGAGCCACCACAGCCUCGUCAAUGACACCGUCAAGACUCUUCCCGUCCACAUCGAGCUGAACAACCUGGCCCAAUGGAAGUUCCAGGUGAUGGCCUCCAUCGAACUCGGCGGCAGGGAAACUGCGCGUCAAGCUGCCUACGGUAACCCUGUCGCCGGUGGUGGUGAUGGGAGCGAGAUCGAGAUGAUCAAGGAGAUUUUCCUUGACACCAACCCAAUUCUGCUUGGUAUCACCAUUGUGGUCAGCAUUGCACAUCUCGUCCUCGAGACUCUGGCGUUUGGCUCAGAUAUUGCUCACUACCGCAAGAAGAAGGACAACGUUGGUAUUUCUGUCCGAUCGAUCCUGGCCAACGUCUUCAUGCAGACAGUCAUCUUCCUCUACCUCGUGGACAACUCCCAGAACACGAGCUGGAUGAUCCUGGGGUCCCAGGGUGUCGGGAUCGUCAUCGAACUGUGGAAGAUCACAACAGUCGUAAACGUCAGGGUGCGCGAUGCGGAACCGGGCUCCUGGUUGCCGAAGAAGCUAGUCUUCGAGGACAAGCACAAGCUCAGUGAGACUGAAGAGAAGACCAAGGAGUACGACGAGAUCGCCUUCAAGUAUCUGUACUGGAUUGGCGCCCCUCUGCUUGUCGCAUACGCCAUCUACUCCCUCGUUUACGAUGAGCACAAGUCGUGGUACUCGUUCAUCAUCGCCACACUCGUGGGCUCUGUCUACGCCUACGGCUUCUUGAUGAUGGUUCCCUCGCUCUACAUCAACUACCGCCUGAAGAGCGUUGCCCACAUGCCGGGCAAGGCAAUGAUGUACAAGUUCCUCAACACCUUCAUCGACGACUUGUUCGCCUUCACGAUCAAGAUGCCCUUGCUGCACCGCCUUGCGACCUUCCGUGAUGACAUAAUUUUCUUCGUCUACUUGUACCAGACCUGGAAAUACAAGGUGGACUACACCCGAGUCAACGAGUUCGGCCAGGGCGGAGAGGACGACGACGCAGCAGAGGAGAAGAAGGACGGAAAGGAGCCGGCCACCGAGGAUGUGCCGGUUGCCGUGAAGGCUACCGCUACCUCUGUCGGCGAAGGUGGUGCUACAAAGAGGAAGUAG
Molecule: messenger RNA, 1971 nt
Organism: Diaporthe batatas
Lineage: Eukaryota; Fungi; Ascomycota; Sordariomycetes; Diaporthales; Diaporthaceae
Exons: 2
Coding region: 1-1971 (656 amino acids)
Cellular component (GO): membrane; endomembrane system
Source: RefSeq, a predicted model, not a curated record